Messenger RNA from Poeciliopsis prolifica (blackstripe livebearer), 2764 nucleotides. RefSeq names its product apolipoprotein L6-like. NCBI's taxonomy places the organism in Eukaryota, Metazoa, Chordata, Actinopteri, Cyprinodontiformes, Poeciliidae. Gene Ontology annotation, biological process: lipid transport; lipoprotein metabolic process. Gene Ontology annotation, molecular function: lipid binding. Gene Ontology annotation, cellular component: extracellular region; membrane. The record is from RefSeq and is a predicted model, not a curated record.
AUGGAGCAGGCAGCCGAUCGAGACAUGGCAGCCCGUGUUUUCGUUCACCUUUUCAACCAGCGGGGGGCGUCCUUGCAGCACCACAUCCUGGAGCUGUCGAUGGCCGACGCCGCAGACGAGUUCCACAAGAAGAGGACGGCCGCUGUGGGAGGGGGCGUGGCCAGCGUGGCGGGCAGCGUGGCGACCAUCACCGGCCUCAUCCUGGCUCCGUUCACCUUCGGGGCGUCGAUCAUCGUCACGGCGGUGGGGAUCGGCGUGGCGACGGCCGGCAGCAUCACGUCGGCGACGGCCAACAUCACAGACACCGUGCACUCCAACAUGGACCGCAAGAAGGUGGAGAAGAUGAUCCAGGGCUACCAGGAGGAGAUCCAGGACAUCAGGAAGUGCCUGGAGUUCCGGCUGCAAACCGGCAUGAACACCCUGGAGGAAUGGGAUUUUGAGAAAUACUCAGAAAGUGCCGCCAAAAAGGCUCUAAACCACAACAUCAAACACGUGAUGAAGGAGGGCGGCCGGGCGGGGAAAGCCCUCAUGAUCAACACCGAUAAACUCAUCAGCACCGUUCAGGUUCUGGGCGCAGCCGGCGGCGCCGCUAAGGCCGUCCAGGCCGUCAGCGUCACCACGGGCGUCAUGUCCGCCCUCUUCCUCGCCCUGGACAUCUUCUUCCUCGCCAAAGACUCCCACAAACUCCACAAGGGAGCCAAGACCAAGUUCGCCGCCAAGAUCCGGCAGGUGUGCAAAGACCUCCAGGAAGGCCUGCUGGAGCUGAACAAGGUGAAGACGCAGCUGCAGAAGACGAUGGACGGCAUCGAGGUGGAGGAGUACGAGGACGUCGAGGAGGUGGAAGACGAGUUUGAGUCCGACCCGAAGAAACUGGCAGAGCUAGAGCAGGAGAUUGACUUCCUGGAGGAGAAACUGGACAAAAAGGAGGAAGAGGUGGAGCCGAAGAACAGCAAAGAGACGACGACGUCGGAUAUCUUUAAAAUAAAGAAAAAGGAAGAGAAGAUUGUGGAGAAAACUGAAGAAAUGGAGGAGAAAAAGGACGAUGAGGAACCAAAGAAGAAAGAAUCAAUGUUGGACAUUUUUAAAAUAAAGAAAAAGGAAGAGAAGAGCGCGAAGGAACAUGAAGUGGAGGAAAAAGAGGAAGAGGUGGAGGCGAAAAAGAGCAAAGAGACGACAGCGUCGGAUAUCUAUAAAAUAACGAAAGAAAAAAAAGAGGAGAAGAGCAUGAAGGAUAAAGAUGUGGAAGUAAAAAGGGAGGAUGAGGAGCCAAAGAAGAGCAAAGAGUCGGUGUUGGACAUUUUUAAAAUAAAGAAAGAGAGAAAGGAAGAAAAGAAUGCAAAGGAACAAGAAGUGGAGAUAAAAAACAAAGGUGAGAAAAUAUCUGAGAAGGAAAAUGAAACAAGUGUGAAAGCAGAAAAAGACGUUUAAAAAAAACAAUUUGAGAAAGGAAGCAAGAAAGAGAAAGAAACUGGGACCCAAACGUCACCUGGAAAGACUAAAGAAGAACCGAACAAAACCCCAGAAAUCAAAACGAAGCCUGAAAAAGAGCAGAAAAACAACGAUCCAACAUGCAGAGGAGGAGAAAACCCAGAGGAGAACUGAGACAUCAAGGAGACACAGCAGCCGGAGCGAGAAAGACAGAAAAACACGAGAAAGGAGGGAGGAGAGGGGAAAUCACCACAGAGACAGAGAGAGCUGGAGGAGGACAGGAGGGGAGGAGACGGGACGAAAAGACUCGCAUCGAAGCCACAGAGACCAAGAGUCUCCGAGGAAGACGAACCAUCGUGUUAGGGAGAAUGAAGAGCGGAGCGGCAGAGUGGAGAGCGCCCGGAGACGCUUCGAUAGAGCCGCCGGAGACCAGCAGCAAGAGGAGGAGAGGAGAGGAAGUGGCAGGGAGCCGGGGCACAAAGGAUCCAGGUCCAAAUACUACGCCCUGAGGCACGACGGCCUGAACAUCUAAACCAGAGUUUAGAAGAAAUGAUCACACUAAACCAAACUUUCAAUAAAUAUGUAAUAAAUAUUUUUUUUUUUUAGAAAAGUUGCGUACUGCAGCUUUAAGGGCAGCGGGCUUUUUGACUGACUUAAACAUUAUGUGUCGACACUGAACUUCUACAAAAUACUGAGGCUUUUUAACACUUUAAAUUUUAAAGUUGUUUCAGUUCCUCAGAAAAACAGUUUAUAAGUAAAAAUCAUCACUUUUUUUAAAAAAUUCAUAAUAUAACAACGGUUUAAUUUCAGUUUUAAGAAACGGCACCGGUGAGGUUAUAUUAUGAAUCUUCAGACACAAAUAAAAACCAGAAACAUUUUUAAUAAGUCUUCAAAGGUUUUUUUUUACAAUAACAAAGUUUGAUCCGCCACAACUAUGUUUGAGUUUUUCACUUUUUUCCACUUUUCUCUGAAAAUAUUGUUUUCAAGACUUUCAAGACGUUUGAGUGAGAAACAUGGAGUCUGUUGCUGUUUGUAUCGCUGCUGCUUUUGGGGUAAAACUACAAAUAUUUAAAUGCUUAUUUGUAAACAAAAUGCUGCUUAUAGGUUCAUAUCCUAGUUGUGUUUCUUUUAUAUUAUUUUCACUGUCAGCUGUUUUAUAUUCGGUUGCUAUAAAAACCGACCCGAAAGCUUCAACAGGUUGAAACAGGUUUAACCAGACAUCGCUUUUUCAUUUCAAAUGGGAUUUCUGCUAUUUUAAAAUGUUUUUAUUCAGUGUUUAUAUAUCCAUAUAUAUAUAAAUUUGUUUUUAUAUGAUGCUGGUUACUUACUGAACAAA